AAUGCAAUGAAGUUGGCUGCAAUCUUUCAAUACUGCGCUCCCUUCCGGUUCGUUCUUUCGGGGAGAGUGAGUCUUGUUUAGUUUAGCUGUAAUUAAAUCUUUCUCCAUCUUCCAACAUGAAGAUUUACAAGGAUAUUUUUACUGGGGAUGAAAUGUUUUCUGACACCUACAAAAUAAAGUUGAUUGAUAAUGUUGUAUAUGAAGUAUAUGGCAAGGUAGUCACUCGUAAAUCAGGUGACAUUGAUAUUGCUGGAUUCAACCCAUCUGCUGAAGAAGCUGAUGAAGGAACAGAAGAAACAGUGGAAUCCGGUGUAGAUGUAGUUAUGAAUCAUCGGCUGCAAGAAACUUUUGCAUUUACAGACAAAAAAUCCUAUACCUUGUACUUGAAGGAUUAUAUGAAAAAAUUGGUAGCAAAAUUGGAAGAGGAAGCUCCUGAUCAAGUGGAAGUUUUCAAAACAAACACAAAUAAAGUAAUGAAAGACAUAUUAAGUCGUUUCAAAGACCUACAAUUUUUCACUGGCGAAUCCAUGGAUAUUGAUGGUAUUGUUGCGUUAAUGGAAUACCGCGAGAUCGACGGUGAAUCUGUGCCUGUACUCAUGUUAUUCAAGCAUGGUCUUGAGGAACAAAAGUUCUAAACAAUUUUAGGUAUUGAAGAAAUUGUGGGAAAAAAUAUUAUAAACUCAAAUGAAGACUGUACACACGCUGAAAAGCUUGUGAAAUUUAGUUAAAAGGAAAACACGAUUUUACUUCCAAUCUCAUUUUAUAAUGCAGUUAACUUAUUCGUUUCAACAACAAUCAGUGAUUCGAAGUCUCACAGGAGUUAAUAAUUGUACAUAUAACUUUACUGAAGGGAAGAUAUACGAGACAUAUCCCUUCGAUCGUAUUAUCUGGGUCUGAUUUCCCUGUAGACGUGUAAUAUUUUCUACUUUUUUUAUUGGUCAUUUAUUAGAGAUUUUAAUUUAUGAUUCAAAAAUGGAAGAUGGGGAAAGAAGUUUGCAGCAAUGAAAAUAUCAAAACAUACGUCUAAUUAUUGUUAACACAAAAAGAAAUGUCCCUGGAUAACAAUUAAAUCUGAAACAUACUGUGUAUAAUGUCCAUCAAAUAAAAAGGUGUUUUCAUAAGUACUGCUUA
Bombus terrestris (buff-tailed bumblebee) is the source of this 1131-nucleotide messenger RNA. RefSeq names its product translationally-controlled tumor protein homolog (gene Tctp). Gene Ontology annotation, cellular component: cytoplasm. The transcript has 5 exons. The record is from RefSeq and is a predicted model, not a curated record. Lineage: Eukaryota; Metazoa; Arthropoda; Insecta; Hymenoptera; Apidae. The coding region runs from base 117 to 635 and encodes 172 amino acids. Gene Ontology annotation, molecular function: calcium ion binding.